GCCAGAAGCAUUUGUAGCCAAGCCUAAGCCUGGCUACUACAUAUUGUCUGCCAGAAGUAUUUGUAGCCAAGCCUAAGCCUGUCUACUACAACAUCAGUGUCCAAGUGCAAGUCGCUCCAUUAAGGCGGGAUGUGGUACAUAGGCUGGACUGCUGGUGACGGCCACUAACAGUUUGGUCGAUCAGACCAACAACCAGGCCUGGUCAGGGACCUGGUCGUGAAGAACGUGACCUCUGGAAGCGGCUACAAGUAACGUACAGGUGGUGUGAGCGGUGGUGUGGGGGCCCAUGGGUCACCCCCAUCAUCCCUACCAUCAUGUAUACAACCAUUAUGUACAGCUCUAACAUCUUCACUCGCUGGUGACGUAAUGUCGAUGGGCUGGGGAGGCAUGGUGGUGGGACCUGGAUGGUGGGGUGCUGGAGGCGGCGGGAAGAGUGCGGUUCAGUUGUUGCAGGAAAGCAAGUCUCGAUACGUCAAAAGUGACCAUGUACUUGGUAGCAGUCAAACUCCUGCGCGACCUGAACGCCUUCAUAUUUCCUCCAAUCCAAACAUCUUCUUAAGUGCUCCAUCCCAUACACUUCAUAUAUCCCGCCCUUCACCAGCACCAGAGCGACGCCAUGCCCUUGCUGAUCAUAACAAUAUUCUGAAUUUACGUGAUCACCAUAGUCUUGCAGGACAGUCUUCACGUCCAGCACCUUCAACUGGUCCAGCAUCUUUAGGAGCUCAGCCACCACCUCUGCCUGCACGCUCGCCACGUGUCGCUCCCCGUCCAAAAAUCAGGGGUCAAGAAGGUCAAGGAGGGCGGUGUGGCGGUGACUUGCGCCGUUCUCUUUCUCAUGGUCCUGGAGAUCGUAGUGAUAAUGUCCAGAUGAAAUUACGCCGUUUGCUCAACACUGACUCUCAAGAAAAUUUAGCAUCAUUAUUACAGCCAACUGCUGAAGUAAAGCCAAAAAUACCACCUCCAGCUCCUCGAAGAGGAAUUAAACUUUCUCCUCCUGGCACAUACAGAGCUGAACCUGCUACGGUUACUACACACAAAUCUUUACCAGAUCUUAAUCGAGCUGCUUCUCCUGCAGGAGAAACUGAUUCUGAAUGUGGUACCAGUGGACGUCGAAGGCCAUCAUGUCCAGGUGCACUACCCUCCACCAGCAUUGCUCCAGAGCCUCCACCUCGGCCACCCCGAAUGUUCCGUGACCCACCGCCACCCCCUGAACUUUCUACAGACAGGCCUCCUGCGAGGCCACCACUGCCACAAAGGCUACGAGAACCGUCAUUGCCAUGCUUAACUCGGUCUGGUGCAUCUGCAACAACACUAAUGCCAACUGAUGGCCGGCGUUCAUCAGAUAGUGAUGUGUCUGCAUAUGGAGGGACUGGAAGUGGGGUAAAUAAUGAGGAGGGAAGACGCAGACCAAUACUCAGGUCCAGAUCUGAUGUAACACAUGAACGUGGUCGUUGGGAAGAAGAUCUCCACAACUCUUUAGCACCUUUGGAUUUAGAGGCAUUCUUUGAAUCUAUGGGUUUAGAUUCCAUUACACAUCGCCAGCUAACAUCUCCACCCAACUCUCCACAUUCCUUGCCAGUCUAUUUUGAGGAGGUUUCCUCUGAGGAAUCUGGUCCAUUGGGUGGUCGUCGAGGCAGCUCCGACUCUGAUGAUGGUCGGGGUGUCUCGGGUCCUGGUCCAGGUCCGCCAUUACCUCUUCGUGGUACUGGUGAGCCAUCAAUUGUAGAAAAGAAUGCUCGUGUUAUUAAAUGGCUUUUUAACUGCCAAAAAGCGCAGGGCACUUAUGUCUCACGAGUUGCUUCCACCAAGAGUUAGCCGAGUAGCUUUUGUACUAGUCUACAGUCAUUAACUGUGCAAGGAAAAGAACUGUAAGGGAACAAGCUCUAACCCUUUUUCCACUAACGCACAACAUUUGGCUGUUUUACUGUGAUAAUCAGAGUGACAUCUUAAACUUUAUGCAGUCAGCCCUUCAUAGUUCAGUAGUCAUUUAUCAUACAUAUGCAGGAUCCAGCUGAGCAUAAGACAUUUUACAAUUUAAUAUAUGUAUAAUAGAGGUAAUCUGAUCUCUGGUCACACCUUGAGGCUGACACUGAGCAUCUCCUUGCAACACACGAGGGGUUUCUAGAGUCAAGACCCUUCCUCAUGUAUUUAAUUUAUCAAUAAUCUUGACAAAUUUUUAAGCCUAAAAACAAUGUGAAGCAAUAAUGUAAGCUCAUAAUGAAAACCAUUUGGGAAAACAAACAUUUGAGAUCAAAAAACACUAAUUAUUCAGUGUGGUCAUGUAAAAAAAUAAAAAAAAUGGUUAACUAAUUACUUCUAAUGUGUUAGUGAUAACAGAGUUUGUUAGCUUUAAAAGUCUAUCUGCUGCAAAUGGGUCAACUAGGAGGCAUUGCAUCUGUACACAAACAAGAAUACUUUAAUCCAAAGUAAGGGGAUUAAAAUAAAUAUGGAUAAAGACAGAGAUACCUCUCAUUGUUUAUGCACUUCAGUUAGGAUAACUAUGGCUUAUGGGUUUAGUAGAGAAAUAAUUUAGAUGCAGUUUUAUAAUGCAGAAUUGUAAAUUUUCAAGCUUGUGAGAAUACUCAGAUCUGCUGCUGUCAUAUAUCCACUUAAAUAAAUACAUACAUACAUACACAUGCAUAUACAGUACAGAUACAUGUCAGUAAAGAGUUUUUAUGUAGAUAGCAAAGCUCAGGUUAGGGUACAUAGGAGGUGGGAUGGCUAUUUUCCAGUAAAGGUUGGCCUUGGAUGGGAAUGUAUCAUGUCCCUACAGUUAUUUAACAUAUUUAUACAUAGGGUUGUAAAAGCAAUAAAUGUUGUGGUGUCAGGAAAAAGAUAUAAAAUUAAGAUACAGUGAAUGAUAAAAGUUGGGAGUUGUCAGAGUUGCCAUAGUUGUCAUAGUUGCCCUUUGCCGGUUAUACGUUUUUUUGGGGAGAUUCUGAAGAGAAAUUUAGAAGACUGGUAUAGAGGAAGUAGAUGCAAUUAGAUAUUUGGAGUGGGUCUCUGAAAAAUUAGGUGAACCAUAAAAUAAAUAAGGGUAUAAAGGUGGGUGGAUUAAUGGAUUCUUUACCUUGUACAAAAGGUAUUCCAAGAAUAUUUGAAACUAUAGAGGUUAUAUAAUGCAUGCAUGGUGGUAUUUAUAAACUGGAUAACAAGACCUUUGUGUGAUAACAUGUAUCAUGACUACUUCUGUUUUAUCUUAUUAGAUUGUGAAGUUGGAUGAAUUGUAAUCUUUGGUGCGUGAAUUAGCAUGCAAGAGUCACUGCCAGAGUACACUGCCAUGGCAUAUGCUUACCAACAUGACUUUGACCUAAGGAAGGCUAACUGACACUUGCAAUGCCCACCCCUCACUGGUGCCCCUUAAAAUGCAACUAGUCAUGUGGUGCUCCAUAGUACCAUCAAGUGAGAGACAGGUAUACCACAAUGCAUGAACAAUAUAGUUACAUUAUUUGUUGUGGUGAGGCAUCCUAAAUGUUGUGAAACUGAAGGAGUACAUAGUGCAUUCAAUGCUUUGGAAGAAAAGAUAGAGAAAUUAUUGAUAGUGAUUCAGUGUAGAGAAUUCCAAUGAAUAGGUAUCAAUUGUUGCUCAUUAGUAACCUAAAUUUCAGAUAACGUAAGAUAGACUAUGCAUUUCAGGUAUAUGACGCAUAUUAUUUAGUUUCUUCGUCUACUGUGGACUAAAUCUGUUGCUAUUGCAAGUAAAAAUAAUUGGUUUGGAAAUUAAUACUUGGAAAUUGUUUUACAUCUUUUGUAACCAUUCACUUAGGCCUCUAAAAUGUGAACAUGGAUACUGAAUUAUAUUUUGACUAAAACUCAGCUACAGUAAAUUGAGAAAUUUCCAGGUAUCAUGUUAUCAUUGCAAUUCUAGGUAGACUAAAAGCGUUUAUAAUUUCAGCUUUGUAUAGAGCUAAGGGUGAAUGUAUUGGCAGGAGUCUUUAGCUUUAAAAGUCAGUACUGUAUCUUGAUGUUGGCUCAGUGACUGACCUGCAAUCUCAAGAAUCUAGCACCUAAUUUUAUAGAGGAUUUGUAAUGAUAUAGCUACUGUAGUUUACUUAUAUAGUAUAUGGAAUAGAGUAAUGAAUGGGAUAUGCCAUCUAGAGGCAGUUUCCAAAACUUCAAAUAAGGUCUUGACAUUGGUGUUACUUUUUGUGGAGAAUAUAACAUUGCUGAGUAGAAAUUAAACUUCUUGUCACAUUGCAAAAUUAUGUAAAUAGAACUUUACAUCUAAAACAAUAAUUAAAUUAGAAUUAUAUUUGAUUGGCAAAUAGCCCAGUAACAUUUUACCAGAUACAGUGGAACCCUGGUGCUUGAACACCUCUGUACUCGAACAAUUUGGUAUUUGAACGCUUUGUCUGGUUUGACUGUUUGCUCGGCACUCUACCAAACAAACACGACCUGCCAGAAGUUCGCUGUAAACUAUUUCAUGUUUCUUCACAUUUUUUGUUGUUUUUUUAUGUUAUUUGUAUAAAUAAGUCACCAUGGGGCCUAAGGGGGUUCGUGAUAACAGCCAACCAAAAAGAAAAUCGGUUGGGAAAAAUUUGUUCCGUAUUCGAACAGAUCAGCACUCGAACAGCCUUCUGGAACCAAUUAAGUUCGAGUACCGAGGUUUCACUGUAGUACUACCGUAUAUUUUUCUCUGUGAUUUGGGCGAGUGCUCAAAAGUGAUAUUUUCUUAGUCUUGAAGUAUAAAUAUCAUUGGCCUUGUGCAGUUCAUUUAUAAUUUCAAUUCCACAUACAAAUAAGCUUCAUAGUUUUACUACUGCAUAAUGUGUGUCCAGCUCAAAAGUAUUAAACAUGAUUAAAGAUUAAAAUCUUCAUUGUUGAAUAUUCAUUGCAUAUAAAGAAAUGCCUAAAAUUCAAAAUAUAUUAAUUGCUACAGAGGAAAUUAUUCACACAUUAACUUCACUGCCCAUUGUUAUUCAUACAAAGAUUUCUUCUGAUACCUGUAUUUGAGGCUUUUAAUUAUUGUAGUCUCGUAUGUUAUCAGUGCUGUAGCCCUGAAUGUUAUUGUGUAUAGAAAAACCAAAUAGUAUUUAAGUUAUUUCUAUUGGAUAAAUGUGUUUAUAUUGACUUUUACAAUAACUUUAUAUCACGUGCGAUGUGUGUGUAUGUAUAAUAAAUCCAAUAGAAAGUAAAGCUAAUAGUAUUAU
Messenger RNA from Cherax quadricarinatus, 5150 nucleotides. RefSeq names its product protein FAM110A. NCBI's taxonomy places the organism in Eukaryota, Metazoa, Arthropoda, Malacostraca, Decapoda, Parastacidae. The record is from RefSeq and is a predicted model, not a curated record.